Messenger RNA from Bactrocera oleae (olive fruit fly), 927 nucleotides. RefSeq names its product histone H3.3 type c. Gene Ontology annotation, cellular component: nucleosome. Lineage: Eukaryota; Metazoa; Arthropoda; Insecta; Diptera; Tephritidae. The record is from RefSeq and is a predicted model, not a curated record. Gene Ontology annotation, molecular function: DNA binding; protein heterodimerization activity; structural constituent of chromatin.
UUUUAUCACAACUGGCAAUGCUAUCAAGUAGCAUAUGUAGAUGCUGUAGCCGUAAAACUUGUGAAGCGCGAAUUUGUUUAUCUAUUUACGUGGUUUAAAUAUAUUAACUCCAUUGGCGAAUAAUUUGAGAUUUGUGUUAGAAUUUAAUUAAAUUCAUUGAUUGCUUUUACCAAGGAAGUAGGAUCAACUAGUGGAACAGUAUGCGACCACCUACAAAACCAGGACCCAAAUCAUUUAAGAACAAGAGUUCUUCAAUGAAAGAAGUGCCAAGACGUCCGUCAACAGAUUUAGGUGAGACAGAUACCAGCAGCGAAUUGGACCAAGAUCUAGAAAGAGGUUUUCAGCCCACCCACAGCCACCACCGAACGAACGUUUCACAAAGACUACGUUCCCAGGGCAGUGUGGUGGAAUCAAGCCAAAUUGGUCCUCUACAACGGCCAAAGACUAAUAAGCCGGUGAAGCGCAGCAGAAAAGGCAUUUCGGAUCGAAACUUUUUGAAAAGUUAUAAGCAACUAGCAAGUCGUGUGGAUUUUAUGAUAUCUCGUGCCGCGUUUUCUCGUGUCGUACGUGAAAUUUUAUUAAGUUUAGGUACGGAUGUCCAAUAUAUAACACAAACCGCUUUUGAGGCGCUCCAAACAGCCACUGAAGCUUAUGUUGAGGGUCGAUUGGAGGAUGCAAAUUUAUUGGCAUUGCAUGCGCGUAGAGUCACCUUGAUGGUUAGAGAUCUGGAGCUUAUAAAUUAUCUACGGUCGCAGGAAAGGUAAAAAAAACAAAAUAUUUCGGAAAUACUAUGAAAUAAAAUGUAACUUUCCCUGAAUGUGUAUUACUAAUUAUAAUUCAAAAUAUUUGUUUAAGCAGAAAGUUGUCACCUUUAAAAAAAAGUAAUUCAUUUCGCUUGUUCAUGUUAAUAAACAAAAAUACGUGUUA